CUGAUGGACACGAAGUGGGUGACCUCUGAGUUGGCAUGGACAACUCAUCCGGAGACAGGGUGGGAAGAAGUCAGUGGUUACGACGAGGCCAUGAACCCCAUCCGCACGUACCAGGUGUGCAACGUGCGGGAGGCCAGCCAGAACAACUGGCUUCGCACCAAGUUCAUCCAGCGCCAGGACGUCCAGCGCGUCUACGUGGAGCUGAAGUUCACUGUGCGGGACUGCAACAGCAUCCCCAACAUCCCUGGCUCCUGCAAAGAGACCUUCAACCUCUUCUAUUACGAGUCGGAUACGGAUUCUGCCUCUGCGAACAGCCCUUUCUGGAUGGAGAACCCCUAUAUCAAAGUGGAUACAAUUGCCCCGGACGAGAGCUUCUCCAAGCUGGAGUCUGGCCGCGUGAACACCAAGGUGCGCAGCUUUGGCCCUCUCUCCAAGAACGGCUUUUACUUGGCCUUCCAGGACCUGGGAGCCUGCAUGUCCCUCAUCUCCGUCCGGGCUUUCUACAAGAAAUGCUCCAACACCAUUGCUGGCUUUGCUAUCUUCCCGGAGACUUUAACGGGGGCUGAGCCCACUUCUCUGGUCAUCGCACCGGGCACCUGCAUCCCCAACGCGGUGGAGGUGUCUGUCCCCCUGAAGCUGUACUGCAACGGUGACGGCGAGUGGAUGGUACCCGUGGGAGCAUGCACGUGUGCCGCCGGAUACGAGCCCGCCAUGAAGGAUACCCAGUGCCAAGGCGUCCCCUCUGCCCCCCGCAGCGUCAUCUCCAACGUGAACGAGACGUCACUGGUGCUGGAGUGGAGCGAGCCGCAGGACACGGGUGGGCGGGAUGACCUGCUCUACAACGUCAUCUGCAAGAAGUGCAGCGUGGAGCGGCGCCUGUGCACCCGCUGCGACGACAACGUGGAGUUCGUGCCGCGCCAGCUCGGCCUCACCGAGCGUCGCAUCUACAUCAGCAACCUGAUGGCCCACACCCAGUACACCUUCGAGAUCCAGGCUGUGAAUGGCAUCUCCAACAAGAGCCCUUACCCUCCCCAUUUUGCCUCUGUCAACAUCACCACCAACCAGGCAGCCCCAUCUGCCGUGCCGACGAUGCACCUGCACAGCAGCACUGGGAGCAGCAUGACGCUGUCCUGGACGCCCCCAGAGAGACCCAACGGCAUCAUUCUAGACUAUGAGAUCAAGUACUCGGAGAAGCAAGGCCAGAGUGAUGGCAUUGCCAACACGGUCACCAGCCAGAAGAACUCGGUGCGGCUGGACGGGCUGAAGGCCAAUGCUCGGUACUUGGUGCAGGUCCGGGCACGCACGGUGGCUGGAUACGGCCGCUACAGCCUCCCCACGGAGUUUCAGACAACUGCGGAGGACGGCUCCACUGGCAAGGCUUUCCAGGAGCUACCUCUGAUCGUGGGUUCGGCCACCGCGGGGCUGCUCUUCGUCAUCGUUGUGGUGAUCAUCGCUAUCGUCUGCUUCAGGAAGCAGCGCAACAGCACGGACCCCGAGUACACGGAGAAGCUGCAGCAAUACGGUGAGUUCACCCCUGGGAUGAAGGUCUACAUUGACCCCUUCACCUACGAGGACCCCAACGAAGCCGUCCGGGAAUUCGCCAAAGAGAUCGACAUCUCCUGCGUCAAAAUCGAGGAGGUCAUUGGAGCAGGGGAGUUCGGCGAGGUGUGUCGCGGGCGCCUGAAGCUGCCCGGCCGCCGCGAGAUCUUCGUGGCCAUCAAGACGCUGAAGGGGGGCUACACAGAGCGGCAGCGGCGGGACUUCCUGAGCGAGGCCAGCAUCAUGGGCCAGUUCGACCACCCCAACAUCAUCCACCUGGAGGGGGUGGUGACCAAGAGCCGCCCUGUUAUGAUCAUCACAGAGUUCAUGGAGAACUGCGCGCUCGACUCCUUCCUCCGGCUGAACGAUGGGCAGUUCACAGUCAUUCAGCUGGUGGGAAUGCUGCGAGGCAUCGCCGCCGGCAUGAAGUACCUUUCGGAGAUGAACUACGUGCACCGGGAUCUGGCUGCCCGCAACAUCCUGGUCAACAGCAACUUGGUCUGCAAAGUGUCCGACUUCGGGCUCUCUCGCUUUUUGGAGGAUGACCCGGCUGACCCCACCUACACCAGCUCCCUGGGGGGCAAGAUCCCGAUCAGGUGGACGGCUCCCGAGGCCAUUGCCUACCGCAAAUUCACUUCAGCCAGCGACGUAUGGAGCUACGGCAUCGUCAUGUGGGAAGUGAUGUCCUACGGGGAGCGACCCUACUGGGACAUGUCCAACCAGGACGUGAUCAACGCAGUGGAGCAAGAUUACCGCCUGCCACCCCCCAUGGACUGCCCCACAGCACUGCACCAGCUGAUGCUGGACUGCUGGGUGCGGGACCGCAACCUGCGGCCCAAGUUUGCACAGAUCGUCAACACGCUGGACAAGCUCAUCCGCAACGCCGCCAGCCUGAAAGUCAUCGCCAGCGUCCAGUCUGGCAUCUCCCAGCCGCUUCUGGACCGCACCGUCCCGGAUUACACCACCUUUACCACCGUGGGCGACUGGCUAGAUGCCAUCAAAAUGGGACGGUACAAGGAGAACUUUGUCAAUGCCGGCUUCGCCUCCUUCGACCUGGUGGCACAGAUGACUGCGGAAGACCUGCUGAGGAUAGGGGUGACGCUAGCAGGGCACCAGAAGAAGAUCCUGAGCAGCAUUCAGGACAUGAGGCUGCAGAUGAACCAGACGCUCCCGGUGCAGGUUUGACCGCAGGGGACUCUGCAUUGGAACGGACCGAGGGAACCUGCCAACCAGGUUCAGUUUGCGGUGCAGCCCGGCUUCCCGUUUCCCCCUUCACAUGGCGCUCCUCUGCCUCGGACGGUCGCCUGGGACGGGUCGGGACGGGCCGCCCCUCCCCAGGUCAGAGGCACUCGUGCCGAGAGGGAGCCCAGCUUUUCGUCCCGUGUCCUGGAGCGGCGAGGCAGCAACGCAUCUUCAUAUUGAAGAUGGAUUAUGGGACAGAGACGGCACAUCCCGCUUCCCGCCCUGUCUCGGUGCUUAUCGGUUUGAAGAGUUGUUCUGCUUCUUGGAUUUCUUUUCACCCCGUUUCCCCCCCUAAGUCUUCACUUCCCUCCCGUCCCUGAGGCCACAGACUGUUGACCCGUCCGCCGAGUCCGUCAGACACGUCCGAAGCCUUCCCUAUCUCUGGUCACCGCGUGGAAGCAGCCGGGGCAGGCCGAGCCGGCGACAGGGCCGGGGCCAUCGGCCCCAGACAAUCACUCC
This is a messenger RNA of Opisthocomus hoazin, 3240 nucleotides long. NCBI's taxonomy places the organism in Eukaryota, Metazoa, Chordata, Aves, Opisthocomiformes, Opisthocomidae. The record is from RefSeq and is a predicted model, not a curated record.